Messenger RNA from Dermacentor albipictus, 5746 nucleotides. RefSeq names its product anterior open (gene aop). Gene Ontology annotation, cellular component: nucleus. The record is from RefSeq and is a predicted model, not a curated record. Lineage: Eukaryota; Metazoa; Arthropoda; Arachnida; Ixodida; Ixodidae. Gene Ontology annotation, biological process: regulation of transcription by RNA polymerase II; cell differentiation. Gene Ontology annotation, molecular function: DNA-binding transcription factor activity, RNA polymerase II-specific; sequence-specific DNA binding.
AAGUGCGCGCGACUCCUCGGUUGCCGCCGCUGCUGCUAGCGGUCUGCUUCUCUGUGUGGCUUCCCUUGCCCUGCGCGUGCCCUUCCCUCCACUCCGCGGCCCAACCUCCCCGGUGCCUUGAGAGGAAGAGAGUUGGGCCGAACGUGAGGGGCACCGAGUGUGCGAGUGCCGCGGUGCUGGGCUUGCCUGCGAAACAACAACGCCCGCGGAAUGACGAUCGCUGCCGGCGGCGGGCCAACUCCGACAAACCGUGCGUGUCCAUCCCGUGCGCGUUUGUGACGUGCCUCCCAUGUCCAGCAACGAAGACGCCGGCAACAAGGGGAAGCACGAACGACCACGACGCCAACCGCGGGGUUCGUCGACGAGCGAAGCGUCAUCGCAGUCGCCACCGCAUGGAUUAAAAACCCGAGCCCUCCUUCUCUUCGGCACGACUUCGACGCGUCUCGGCGACGACGCGUAAACAACGGGGAUCGCCUCUUUCGGGACUUCGACGCUGGAUCCGUGGUAGGGGCCACUCGUUGGCUUACCUCGAAUUCCACCCGGCCCAUCCUUGCGUCUUGUACGGAGCUGCGACCUCGUUUGAAGCAGAAGACGCGGAGUUAGAGCCGCGGCGCUUGGUCGUCGCGCGGAAGCGGUGCUGGUGUCGCGCCCGAAGCAGCUGUCGCCGUCCAUGCCCGGAAUGUGCGAUUGCCGGGAGAGGCGGACGUCGCAGCAACGCGGCUCCACUCCCCCCUCGAGCCUCAGGGCCAACAUCGGGGAGCCCGGCCCGCCACUGGCUGCUGCUCCUGCUUCUGCCGGCUGCGGCACCUCGAGCUACGAUUGCUGCUUGUGCCGCGCUGGGGCCCGUUCCGGCGCGACCCAACGACGUUGCGGAUUCUUCGGGAUUCGACCCGUGGGCUUCGGCAUGUACGCAGGCAUGGACGACCACCACCCUGGAGGAGGGGGCGGGGGCAGCCUGGUCAGCCCGUCGUGGCGCAGCGCGCACUUCGCGGCGCAUUCGCAGCUGGGCUGGCCGCUGUCCAUGACGCUCGCCGACCUGCACGACGACACGCUCCUGCCCACGGGACUCGGCAACGACCCGCGCCAGUGGAGCAAGCACAACGUGUCCAUGUGGCUCGAGUGGUGCACCGAACAGUUCUCCCUGGUGCCCACGGAUUCGGAGAACUUCCACAUGAACGGAAAGGCGUUGUGCCUGCUGUCCAAGGCAGACUUUCUGGAGCGAGCCCCUAAGGCAGGAGAUGUCCUCUUCAAUGCCCUCCAGCUUCUUUUGCACAGGGCCCUGCACACAGCGAGGCUCACUAAUGGUACACAUGGUAAUGGAUCUGUGCCGAGAAACACGGUCAUCACGAGAGACAUCCAGGGGUUUGGCCAGGUUUUGCUACAAGACCCAACAUCUUACAAUCAGCCCCUGCAGGUGUCUCCCCUGUCAGCAGAGGUGGACAGCACUGUGAUUCUGAGCCCCGACCCCAGCUCGGGUGGCGAGAGUGUCCAGGGGGACUCUGCUGGCAUGCAGGCUGGCAGCAGCACACCAUCGUCCAAUGGAGGAGGACCUGGCUCAGCCAAGAACUCCUCUCCACCUCCGUCCCUUGCAGCCACGCCCCUGCUGGUGGACAAGCAGGGUGUCGUGGAUUUAGUGCGGCGGAGUCCAACGCCGCCGACCCAAGUCGUCUUCCCACCGAGGGGAGGGAUGUCGGCGUUUCCAGGCAUGCUCCCUGACGUGGCACUCCACUCGAUGAUGCCACCCGUGGCUGCCAAGCCACCGCAGCUGCCACCUCCGGUGGCGCUCGCUGUGCCUCCAGUGACAGCACCCUCAACUGGCCGUGUUGUUGCUGACGCCCCAGGUGAUAAGAUGAGUGUCCGCUUGCUGUGGGACUUCCUGCAGCAGCUGCUUAAUGACCCCGAGCAGAAGUACCGCUACUGCAUCACGUGGAAGGACCAGGCCAAGGGCGUCUUCAAAAUAACUGACCCGCACCGGCUGGCCAAGCUCUGGGGCAUGCAGAAAAACCACCUGAACAUGAACUUCGACAAGAUGUCGCGUGCCAUGCGCUACUACUAUCGGGUCAAGAUCCUCCAGAAGGAGCCUGGCGAGCGACUUUGUUACAGGUUUCUGCGGCCACCCACGGAGCUACGGUACUGCAAGCAGCGGUCGCUUUUGGAACGAACAGUGUCGGACGCCGCUGCAGCCCGCGAGGGAGAGGAAGAAGAGGCCUCGAGCGCCCUAGACAUGAGCAUCAAGGAAGAGUGCCUUUCGCCCUGUAUCGAGAACGACUGAGCACACACCUCCCGUGCCUUGCUUCCUUUCUUCGUACGGUACCUGCUGCAAAUGGCUGUGCAGGCGUCAAGCCUGCCUUCCCUGUCUUGAAAGCCACCGAGUGCCUCCUACGGCACACACUGCAAGCCCUCCCCUUGGUGCCUGAUGAAAAACAGCUUAUAUGAACGCACCUUCAGCUUGUUUUUUUUUUACUUUUAGCCGAGACAGUGUGUGACAGUGAUAAUCUGCAUGGUGGUAGAGAGCUGCAUCGCCUAGUGUCAGAUGACAGCGCAAGAAUUGUCCUCCGUCAUUGUCCCCAUCUGUGCGAAGCAUUGCAAAGGUCCCUACAGUCCACUCAGGUGUUUUGUGUUGCGUCUCCCAUGGCAUUGGUGAUCUUGUAGCAGCAGUGUCAAGACAGCGCCCCGGUGUCGUGUGCAUAGUAGUGGACGUGGCGUUUUUUUUUUUCUAUUUCUUAGCGUUACGUGCCGUGUGCAAGGAUGCGGUCUCACGAGGAGUACCCUUAAUGUGUAAUGGUCCGCAAGUUGAUUGUGGCAGCAGCAACUGCCGGACAACAGCGGUGACUUUUCCGAGACUUUGGUGGUGACGUAAAGCACAAUUGAGUGAACAGUGAACAGUGUGUUUCGCUUUGCACGUCGCUGCAACUGGCAUCAACCGUCCUGUGAAGCAGACACAUCUGUGAAGCAGACACCCUUUGUGUCCACUUUGUACAAGGUGAAUGUAUGCACAUCGCGCGCACAUGCAUGUUUGUGUGUGCAAAAAUUUGUACAGUGCCUUGAGAAGCCCUUGCAAGCUUCCACAUGGAUAUAUUGCUCAUGGUGCCAUGCGGUGGCACUGUCCAUACAACUACAUGACAGGUGUGACAUGAUGUGACACAGGAUUUCAAAGUGACCAUUUCGGGCUCUGCACGUUUGGAUUCUGCACUGCUGAUAUUUUUAGGUGUGCAGUUGUCUUAUUUGAUUUGCAUUUUUUUACAUGGGAUAGUUUGGCUGUGUGUAGCUAUCUUCACGGGGCAUGCUGAUCUCAAUGGCAAUAGUUAGCUACAUUGGUUCGAGACUAGUGCAGGAAACGUGUGAUGUGCCAUUCAUUCGCUGCUGAGUUGUUGUGUCCCAAAAGAAUGGAUUUGAGAUUUCAAAGACAACUGCGCUCAAAGCCAGCUGCUAUGUGGGUCAGCUUUUUCUUUUUUUCUGUUUUUAGCGAGCAAGUUUUUAUCCUUGUUUUUGUUUUGUUUUCUUCUCACAAACCAUAAAAAAUGAAUUAAUCCUAGCAAAUCAUUCUUCUACCCCUUCAUGUUGUUUCUCACGGUCAUCAUUUGCUUAGGUUUGCACUUUUGGCAUCGUCACCCAUGAUAAUGGAUUGCGAAAGAUAACUGCAAGAGCCUUCAUGAUUAGCAUUCGUGGUUCGUUUGUACAUGAUUUGUUGAGCGCUGUGCUUGCAUUGUGCCUAGCUGCAAUGUGCAUUGCGCCGUUGCAUUGUGCUGAGUUGUCCUCAGUAUCUUCGAAUAACUGUUGCCAUUGAAAAGCUUUUUUUUUCUCUUCCAUCUGGAAUGAGUGGAAAGUUCGAUAAGAAUAAUGGAGCACGGAGGUUGGCCCAAUGUGAGUUGUGCAAUACGCCAUAUCAUAGACACGUCGUUGCUUCAUGUACUGCAAGUUUCUUUCUGCAUUUCCGUGUCAAACGAUUCAUUGAUUCAUUGUAGUCUGUAUGACACUUGCUUUUCUUCACAUUAUGCAAAAUAUACAGUAGGCUUUCAUUAAUUUGACCAUGACGGGACCGAUAAAAUUGGUUUAAUUAUCUGGUGGUUUUAAUUAAACUAGAAGGAUAAAACAAUUGAAAACAUGCCAUUAAUUUAGUUAGCAGUAUUUAUCCCGACUCUAAAAUGUACCCGAAUGAAACGCACACCCUCUUUUUAUGGUUUCAAAGUAGAAAACUUAAGCUAACAUAAAAAUGACACAUCUCCUAAACAAAGUAGAAAUCUAAUGCACACCUGAUCUUUUAGGAAGAAGAACAUAGCAUUCCUCCGUUUCUUGCAAUAAAAUUGUGCAACCAGUGAUCUUCACCAUCGCAGAAUGGAAAUUUAUGUACCUAACGUACGUCGUCAUCAAAUGAGUGCUUUGUCACUGUCUAUGAAGAACCACAGCAUGAUGACUCUGCAAUAUCCAUGGCGCAUAUGCUAUCCUGCAUUUAUCACACAACUCUGCAGCAAUCGCUAACAAGAUUGUGGCCCAUGCCAGACUAGCCAUUCCGCUAGCUUGUCCUGCGACGCGUGCAAUUCUCCGGAACACCAAGAACACAAUGGGACUUGUUGCCGCUAGCUUAAUAUGCAAAAUAACUUGCCGUUGAAUCUGUAUUCGCAAUCAGACUGAAAGCAGCAUUGUUACUGUCGGGUAAAUAUUGUAAUAAUUGAUUGUGAGCUGUCAUUCUGGCUUUAAAAUCUUCUUGGUGCAGGCUGAAAAUUUUAGAUGACAUAAUGUGUUCGAAGAAUUUGCUAGACUCUUUAACACAGCCAAGAUGGGCACUGUCGCUAUUGCAGUCAGCACUGCUGUCUUGGGUCUAAGUGCAUGCGAGAGGACCAGCAAAGAUAGAAUUAUCCGGCUGAUGCUAAUUUCAGGAUCGAAAUCUCAAAUAUAUGAUGCUAUAUAUAAGUACGAGUGCUGGCCAGGACCUUCGGCUUCAGUCAAAUUGACCGAAAUGUAGUCUUUAUCCACAGUGGAAUGAACGAAAGUCUACUGUACAUGAAAACUGCAUCCUUCUUUACUUUCAGAUCUUGUGCUGUAAAUUAUCGAAUAGGGAAUUUCCAGAUUGCCCUUUCAUCCUUUCCUGCAUUGGGUACCAUUGUUUUGGAUGUCUUGUUCAAGAUUGCUGAGGCUGGAACUGCUUGCAUAUGCUGCACAAUGGCUCACUGUUCCCUACAUGUCCGCGAGUUGCAUUGCAGCGUUGGAAACGGAACAGCAGUGAGCAAUGACAACACAAGAGGUAUUGUUUUGGCGGAAGCUACACUGCAGGCAAAUUUACUUGCUGUGCUGCCAACUUCUUACCCUCGCAUUCUAUUCUUGUCUUCCGGCCUUGCAUUAGUCAUUUACAAUGUACCUUAAUUACCUUAAUUAGAUUCAUUCCCUUCUUAAGAAAGUUAUUUUACCUGCAGUGUACACAAUGGACCCUGCCUCCUCAUCCACUGAGUGUUGCAAUUGGCCUUCUGAAAAUUCCCAUUUGAUUUCCCUUUCUUAGGUUUCGUUUUCAUAUUGUAUACUUAUUUGGGCAUUUAUUGAGAUCACCAAGUGUGACAAGGCCUUAAACACUGGCUGAAACAUCAUCUAAUGUUGAACAUGUCUUCCAUGUUUAGCUCUCUAUUUCAUGCAUGCAGGGAGUGUGUAAGUCAUGGCAGAAACGUGAUCAUGACAGGCCCAGUGCUUGCGCUAAAGAGCUGCUAUGAGCCUUAAUGAGCUGUGGUGUGAUUAAAAUCGUCAUGGAACAUUUCAA